CUAUUAAGAUGUACAUGCUGACCGAUGGUUAACGCGUUUUGUCGUCUUUGAGUGUAACGCUGUGGUUUAGAGAAAUAAGGAUGAAGGUGGCAGUAGAAGGCUGUUGUCAUGGAGAGCUGGAUAAGAUAUAUGAGAGCAUCAGUUACCUGGAGAAUAAAGAAGGUGUGAAGGUGGACCUGCUUCUGUGCUGCGGAGACUUCCAGGCUGUCAGAAAUGAAGGAGACAUGAAGUGCAUGGCGGUGCCUGCCAAAUACAGACAAAUGCAAACUUUUUACAAGUACUACUCUGGUGAGAAGAAAGCUCCUGUCCUGACAAUUUUCAUUGGCGGAAACCAUGAGGCAUCAAACUAUCUGCAGGAACUUCCGUAUGGAGGCUGGGUGGCUCCCAACAUCUAUUACCUGGGUUAUGCUGGUGUCGUACGCUUUAGAGGUGUACGGAUUGGCGGUCUUUCUGGUAUAUUUAAAUCCCACGAUUACAAGAAAGGACACUUUGAGUUUCCGCCGUACAGCCAAGAAACAUUGCGCAGCGUGUACCACAUACGGAACAUUGACGUCUUCAAGCUUAAACAGCUCAAGAUGCCCAUAGACGUCUUCAUUACGCAUGAUUGGCCGAGAGGCAUUUAUCACUACGGCAACACAAAUCAGCUUCUGCGCAAGAAGAAGUUCCUCAGACAGGAAGUGGAGAGCGGUACCCUGGGCAGCCCUGCUGCGGCAGAACUCCUAGACCACCUGCAGCCCAGCUACUGGUUCUCAGCUCACCUGCACGUGAAGUUUGCUGCACUGAUGCAGCACGAGGCUAAGAAUAAUUCUGCCGCAAAGAUCACCAAGUUUCUCUCACUUGACAAGUGUCUUCCACAUCGAGACUUCCUUCAGAUCGUGGAGGUAGCAGACAGACCGGGCUCCUCCGAACACCUCGAGUACGACCCAGAGUGGCUGGCCAUCUUGAAAGCGACAGACCGACUUCAGAAACCAUCCCACAAUUUUUGGAACCCCCCGCAAGACAACGGACUACACACCCGGUGGGAUUUCAGUGCGUCAGAGGAAGCUAUGAUGGAGGUUGUGAGAGAUUUGAGUGGUGACCUCUGCAUCCCUGAGAAUUUCAGCCUGACGGUGCCCGCCUACGACCCCAGCCGCCCUCAACCCAAUGCUCACCCAGCCUACUCCACCAACCCCCAAACCACAGAGGUGUGUGCCACCCUCGGCCUGACGGACAUCUACAUCCUGGCUGGGCAAAAUGGGCAGACUUAUGGGGAGGAGGGUGCCACAGGUGCGACUGAAGAGGAGGAGGACGAGGACAGCACUGGGAGCGUAGACGAACCCAGUGAAUACCCCACUGACACCUCCGGCCUCUCCAGCUCCUACAACCCUGAUGAAAUCACCAUUGAGGAUGAAUGGGAGGAGGAAGAGGAUGAGGCAGUAGGAUGUGCCGAGGAGAAAGGGACAGACGCAGUGGUUCCAGAAGGGCAAAUGGGGGGCCAGGACAGCGAUAGAGACAGCAGCCCCCAGCGAGAGACAGCUAUUAGACUGAUCUUACCGCCCCCAUGUGCUGCACCAGAGACGGAGGCUCCACUACACUCCUUACGGCCUCUUUCUCUUCCCCCUCCUUCAGCAUCCCUCUCUCAGGGCAGCUCAGAAGAGGAGGGGGGCUUCACGUCAGCCAGGGUCCCCAAACGCACGAGUGGUGAGACGGCACAGGGGCCCGCGAGUCACACGGGUGGCACACCUCAAAUAAAACGGAGAAACCAGAGUAUCUACACGGCAGUAGAUGAUGAAGAAAGUGAGGGCUAGAUAAAUGCAAUUAUAUUUUUAGAUCAGCAAAUUACAUAUACCAAGAAUGAUCUGCCAGUUGGUUUGCUGUCUCUUUUUGAUUCUAAAGAGUUGAAUGGGUUACUAGACUGAUUUGAUCUGCUUUGUAACUACUGUUGUUUUAAAGAACAGAAGUUUUGCUGAUUAUGAUUGUGAAGAAUUAAUGGAAAGCUAUUUUCAGAAAUGUCAAGGUUAUGUACUACUUUUAUUUUUGGUAUUUUCAUGUGUAUAAAGUAAUGCCACAGCCAUUUAUACAUUUUUAUCUUGUAUUUGUCAUUUGUGAUUGGUUUUAAUGAUCUGUUCCUUUUUAUUAUUAUUUUUAGCCAAAUAUAUCACAACACACUCAAUUGUUUGCUCUCUGUCUUGGCUGUUAUUUUAUUAUUAGUUUUGUGAUUGAGUUUGCUUUACCAUUUGAUUGGAAAUACAUCAAAGUUCAAAUAUUAA
Messenger RNA from Rhinichthys klamathensis goyatoka, 2249 nucleotides. RefSeq names its product debranching RNA lariats 1 (gene dbr1). Gene Ontology annotation, cellular component: nucleus. Gene Ontology annotation, molecular function: RNA lariat debranching enzyme activity. The record is from RefSeq and is a predicted model, not a curated record. NCBI's taxonomy places the organism in Eukaryota, Metazoa, Chordata, Actinopteri, Cypriniformes, Leuciscidae. The transcript has 8 exons. Gene Ontology annotation, biological process: mRNA splicing, via spliceosome. The coding region runs from base 81 to 1787 and encodes 568 amino acids.